AUGCUUCGCGCAUGCAUCUUCUUGUCCUUGCUCCUGGGUGGAAAUGCUUCCUGCUCGUGGGAGUGGGCAGGAGUAUACCAUGCACAUGAGGCAGGAAUCCUGACCUGGACCUUCGAAAAGACGGGAACUACUUAUGCCGAUCCUGGAAUGGCGGUGGCCCUGCGUAGUGCUAGUGCUGCCACUGAGGCGGGGCUCACAGCUGUGCAAAGCUCAGCCGAGACUGACCUCAACGCCACUCUGACGACUGUGCAGAGUGGAGCAGUUUUGAGCUUGAACGCAGCCUACCAACUCCAGUUUGAUUCAGAUUCUUGGAUCAGCAUCUUUAAGAUCCCAGUGGCAGCCGAAAGCAAUUUCGCAGUCUCUGCAGAGCACUACCCUUCAGAGUUCAAAAACCUAAUGCCUAGCGUCAUGCGCAACAACCACGGAAUAAGCGCGUCUGCAAGCCACACGGCUGCAUGCGACUCUGACGACCAUGACCACGAUGAUCACGAUGACCAUGCAGAGACCUCCACAGACAGGAUUGGAGAGGUGAUUGGAGCAUCGCUGAUGACAGCGCUUCCAACUCUUGUUGGAAUUGUCCUGUUGGUCGUUGUUUGUAACCCCACGGGCACCUUUUUCAAGACUGCUCUUCACUUUUCCAACUCCCUGGCGGCUGGUAUCCUCCUUGCAGCUGCAGUGUUCCUCUUCUUGCCAGAGGCCCAACACAUGCUGGCAGUUGGCAAGAUUGAGCCUGAAGCUGCAGCAGCCUGGGGCAGCACCAUCGUUGCUGGCUGGCUGCUGGGAGCUAUUUCUCACCUUGCUGGAGAUGUGGUGAAGAAAAAGUGCGGCGCAGAUGACCUUGAAGCUAUCGAUGAGAAGCCCCCAGCCAAAAACAUGAUGUGGGUUCUUGGGAUUCCCAUUUCUUGCGGAGACUUUUGCUGCAACAUCGCAGAUGGCUUCGUCCUUGGGACAGCAUUUCGUCCCUGCAGCACCGGCUUUGCAUGGAAGUUGGUGGGCAUUAUCAUUGCUCAUGAGCUGCCACAAGAAGUUGCUGGCACCUACACCCUAGUCUUCAAAGCUGGCAUGAAGUGGUGGCAGGCAACACUUCUCAACUUCAUUUGUGGCUGA
Messenger RNA from Cladocopium goreaui, 1107 nucleotides. The record is from the annotation of a GenBank genome assembly. NCBI's taxonomy places the organism in Eukaryota, Dinophyceae, Suessiales, Symbiodiniaceae.